Molecule: messenger RNA, 726 nt
Organism: Capsaspora owczarzaki ATCC 30864
Lineage: Eukaryota; Filasterea; Ministeriida; Capsasporidae
Exons: 5
Coding region: 22-540 (172 amino acids)
Cellular component (GO): endoplasmic reticulum; membrane; endomembrane system
Source: RefSeq, a predicted model, not a curated record
GAGAUCGCCUAAUUCCUCGCAAUGAUCAAGUCCGUCCUGACCUUUGUCUGCUUCGCCGCCUUCCUCGCGCUUGCCUCGGCAUCCGAGCUGUGCGACAAGCCCGUUGUGACUGAUGUGUCCUACACGACCACCCAGCUCGCCACCUCCACCAAGGCCGUUUUCAUCUCCCAGUUCCAAAUCAAGUGCAACGAUGAGUUUGUUGAUCGUGCCAACCUGCAUGCCGUCGUCGAUGGUGAGGUUCUCCCCGUUGCUGUGACUGGCGACAACCAAGAAGACUCGACUUACCAGGUCAGCUGGGUCCGCGAGCACGACCAGGUGUCCGCCAAGACCUACACUGUCCAGCUCUACGACUCGGAAAGCUUCAGCGCCUACUCCCGUGCUGUCCGCGCCAACGAGGCCGUCCCCGCUGCUGAUUUCUCCGUCAAGGUCCACCACUCGGGUGCCUCCAAGGAUGGUCUGUUUGUCCCUCUUGAGGCUGUCGCCGUUGUUGCCGCCAUCGCUCUCGCGAUCUUUGCCCAAUCCAAGAAGAGCAACCUUUAAGAUUCCUGUGCUUUCUGUCCGAAAUCCAACAGUCCCUUCCCCUUCCCCCCGGCGAUUUCCUCCCCAUUGCGCAAAUGAAACGACUCUGUCGAAUGGUUUAUUAUUUUACAUGGCCUCGAUGCGUCUUUUCGCAACCGCGUUUGUUGAAGUUGUAAACAAAACACAGCAUAAUAUUUUUUUCCGCCA